Messenger RNA from Penicillium cosmopolitanum, 1044 nucleotides. RefSeq names its product D-isomer specific 2-hydroxyacid dehydrogenase family protein. Lineage: Eukaryota; Fungi; Ascomycota; Eurotiomycetes; Eurotiales; Aspergillaceae. The record is from RefSeq and is a predicted model, not a curated record. The transcript has 2 exons. Gene Ontology annotation, molecular function: oxidoreductase activity, acting on the CH-OH group of donors, NAD or NADP as acceptor; NAD binding. The coding region runs from base 1 to 1044 and encodes 347 amino acids.
AUGACCACCGCGGAGCCGCUGUCUACACACCUUCGUAUUGUGUUUCUUCAGGCUGACUUCUGCCCGGGGUUCGAUUUCGAUUUACCGGAACCAUACAGCUACACCAAGAAGGUCUACCAGCAGACGAAACUAUCCGAACUACAUGAGCGCAUACAUGAUGCGUCCAUCCUAGUGAUCUCGGCGAUCAAGUUGGAUGCGGUCGCUCUAUCGCCCGCGGUAUCACCGAAUCUGAAACUUAUAGCGGUCCUUGCGACAGGAACAGACUGCAUUGAUCUCGAUGCAUGUAGAGCUCGCGGGAUCGUCGUCAGUAACUGCCAGAAUACGAAUAUGGAAUGUGUUUCGGAGCAUGCAAUUGGAUUAUACUUUGCAACUCGCCGGAGAAUUUGUGAAAUGAAUAAUCGUACCAGAGCUGGCGAUUGGCUGAAAGAAGCUGUUAUGUGUCGGGCGCUGGAUCAAGACAGACGACCCCCUUUGACCUGUUCAGAGGAAGUUGCCGGAAUCAUUGGCUUUGGAGGUGUGGGCAAACGAAUCGCCAACCUUGCCCGUGGACUAGGAAUGAGAGUGUUGGUGGCUGGAAGGAAGGAUUCUCACGCGACUAACUCGAUAAAUGAUGAACAGGGUGUGGAUCGUACUUCAUAUCACACUGUCAUGGAGCAGGCCACCGUCCUAUUUGUUGCAGUGCCGCUUACAGCGUCAACAAGAAAUCUGAUUUCCAACAAAGAAUUUGAGAAGAUGUCGCGGCAAACACUCCUCGUCAAUGUCUCUCGGGGCGGGGUUGUUGAUGAGGAAGCGCUCGUGAAAGCCCUGAGCAAGGGCUACAUUGCAGGGGCAGCAACAGAUGUUUUCUAUGAGGAACCUGCCGGGCCUGAAAAUUCACCUCUGCUUAGGGAUGAUACAAAGGACAUGAACAUAAUUGUUACUCCUCACAUGGCAUGGCUAGGAGAAAUCACUUGGAAAAUUCAGCUCCAAGUGUUGAAGCAAAUUGUUGAACAGUGGGCUGCGGGGGAAACCACUGAAUGUGGUGGUAUGAAUAGGAUGACCUAA